CAGCCCUGCCUCGUCGCCUGCUGCCCUCUCUUGCGGGGCUGUGUGUGUGUCUCUCUCUCUGUGUUGUGUGUUGUGUGUGUCGCCUCCUCCUCCUCCUCCUCCUCCUCUUCCUCGGAGGCAGCAGAGAGAAGGGCAAUCCCGAGCAACAGCAGCAGCAGCAGCAUCAGACAAACAAGCCCUCUCUCGGGAAGGAAGGCUUGAGGGAGGAAGGAGGGCUGCGGAGGAGAGCUCGCCUGCUGCCCCAGGAGCUGGAGCCACUCGGGGGGCUCCUCUUUGCAGUGGAAGGCGACGAAGCAGGAGGAGGAGGAGGAGGAGGAGGACUCCCGGGGAAUGCGGCACACCAGCCCUGAGCAAGAAGGAGAAGGAGAAGAAGGAGCGGGAGAGCCUUGACUCAGGGACCCUCCUCCGUUGCUCCUUGCCCAGGAGACCCUCCUCUUGCCUGGCUUGGAGGCGCAGAAAGGAGCCCUGGGGCUGCCCUCGCCCAGCCUGGAAGGGGCUGAGUGAGGGGCUGAGGGGAAGGAAGGAAGGAAGGAAGGCUGCACUGCUGCUGCUGUUUGGAGGCUCCAAGGAGGGCAGGCAGGAGCCCUCUCCAUCCUCCUCUCCUCCAGGAGGAGGACCAGAGCCCUCUCUGCCAGGGGAGGAAGAGGGGGCGGAGGAGGGCCCCUGGGGCCUGCCCUCUCCCUCCGCUGCCCCCGGAGCUUCCCGCAGGAUGCCCGCCUCGCCAGGCUCCGCUGGGCUCCUGCCUUUGCUGCUGGGGCUGGGGCUGGUGUCCCUGGCCCGGGGCAUCCCUCGGGGCCUGUCGGGGCUGGUGCCCGGCUCCGCUGCCACUGCCUCUAGCAGCACCCCUCUGGCCAUCAUGGGCCUGAUGCCCUUAAGCGACUCGGUGGAGAAGGGCCGGAUCGGGCGCGGGGUGCUGCCAGCCAUGCAGCUGGCCAUGGAGCAGAUCCUCAACGAGUCCUUGCUCAGCCCUUACGCCCUCGACCUCCGCUACUACGACACCGAGUGUGACAAUGCAAAGGGACUUAAAGCCUUCUAUGAUGCAAUAAAAUAUGGACCUACGCACCUAAUGGUUUUUGGUGGAGUAUGUACAACUGUCACAUCCAUCAUUGCUGAAUCCCUAAUAGGAUGGAAUUUGGUCCAGCUCUCAUUUGCUGCAACAACACCAGAGUUGGCUGAUAAGAAAAAGUAUCCUUAUUUCUUCCGGACAGUGCCAUCCGACAAUGCUGUGAAUCCUGCAAUUCUGAAGUUGCUCAAACAUUUUCAGUGGAAAAGAGUUGGAACUCUAACUCAAGAUAUACAAAGGUUUUCUGAGGUACGGAAUGAUCUGACUGGUGUCCUGUAUGGUGAAGAAAUUGAAAUAUCAGACACUGAGAGUUUCUCUAAUGAUCCAUGCACAAGUGUCAAAAAACUCAAGGGUAAUGAUGUACGGAUUAUCGUUGGCCAGUUCAAUGAGGAAAUGGCAGCAAAAGUAUUCUGCUGUGCAUUUAAUGCACAGAUGUAUGGCCCUAAGUAUCAGUGGAUCAUUCCUGGAUGGUAUCAGACCUUCUGGUGGGAAAAAGCUAUUCGAAACCUUAAUUCAUCAAACUGUCACACUACAAAUGUCCUUAGUGCUAUGGAAGGCUACAUUGGAGUGGAUUUUGAACCUCUCAGCUCCAAACAGAUAAAAACCAUUUCAGGAAGGACACCACAGCAAUAUGAAAAGGAGUAUGAUCAAAGGCGUGGAAAUGUUGAGCCAAGUAAGUUCCAUGGCUUUGCUUAUGAUGGAAUAUGGGUUAUUGCCAAAACACUGCAGCAAGCAAUGAAGAUUCUCAAUGCCACCAACAAAAACCAAAAAAUUGAGGACUUUAACUACACCAACAAAGAUCUUGGAAAAAUUUUCCUGGAUGCAAUGAACCAGACUAGCUUCUUUGGUGUAACGGGUCAAGUUAUGUUCAGAAAUGGAGAGAGAAUGGGGACCAUCAAAUUUACACAGUUCCAAGACAAAAAAGAAGUGAAGGUGGGAGAAUUUAAUGCUAUACUUGAUUCACUGGAAAUCAUCAACAACUCCAUCAGAUUCCAGGGAAUAGAACCGCCAAAGGACAGAACAAUUGUCCAGCCACAACUUCGCAAGAUCUCUCUUCCUCUCUACAGUAUUCUUUCAGCACUCACUAUCCUGGGAAUGAUCAUGGCUAGUGCGUUUUUGUUCUUUAACAUCAAAAACAGAAAUCAGAAGUUAAUAAAGAUGUCCAGUCCUUACAUGAACAACCUCAUUAUUCUUGGAGGGAUGCUCUCCUAUGCAUCUAUAUUCCUUUUUGGCCUUGAUGGAUCUUUUGUCUCCGACAAAACAUUUGAGACCCUUUGUACUGUCCGGACAUGGAUACUUACAGUGGGCUACACAACUGCAUUUGGGGCAAUGUUUGCAAAAACGUGGAGAGUCCAUGCAAUUUUCAAAAAUGUAAAAAUGAAGAAAAAGAUCAUUAAAGACCAGAAAUUGAUGGUGAUAGUUGGAGGGAUGCUGCUGAUAGAUCUUUGCAUCUUGAUUUGCUGGCAAGUUGUUGAUCCCUUGCAGAGGACAGUGGAAAAAUACAACAUGGAGCCUGACCCUGCAGGCCGAGAUAUUUCUAUUCUUCCCAUUUUGGAGCACUGUGAAAACUCCCAUAUGACCAUUUGGCUUGGCAUUGUUUAUGCCUACAAAGGCCUACUCAUGCUGUUUGGUUGCUUUUUGGCUUGGGAAACGCGAAAUGUGAGCAUUCCAGCUCUGAACGAUAGUAAAUACAUUGGCAUGAGUGUUUAUAAUGUAGGCAUCAUGUGCAUCAUUGGAGCUGCUGUUUCCUUUCUCACACGAGACCAGCCCAACGUACAGUUCUGCAUUGUGGCACUCGUCAUUAUAUUCUGUAGCACAAUCACACUCUGCUUAGUCUUUGUACCUAAGUUAAUCACUCUGAGAACAAAUCCAGAUGCUGCCACUCGGAACAGAGGGCUCCACACUCACAAUCAGAAGAAAGAUGACUCAAAAACAUCGACAUCUGUCACCAGUGUCAACCAGGCCAGCACAUCUAGGUUAGAAGGACUACAAUCAGAAAACCACCAGCUGAGAAUGAAAAUAACAGAGCUGGACAAAGCUUUAGAAGAAGUCACUAUGCAGCUGCAGGAUACACCUGAGAAGACAACAUAUAUUAAGCAGAAUCACUAUCAGGAGCUCAAUGAUAUUCUCAGUAUACGCAACUUCACAGAAAACAAAGAUGGCGAAAAGGCUGUAUUGAAAAACCACCUGGAUCAAAACCCACAAGCACAGUGGAAUACAACAGAGCCCUCUAGAACAAACAAAGACUUUAUAGAAGAUAUCAACUCCCCAGAACACAUACAGCGCCGACUCUCCUUACAGCUGCCCAUUCUUCACCAUGCCUAUUUGCCAUCGAUAGGAGGGGUUGAUGCCAGUUGUGCUAGUCCAUGUGUCAGCCCCAGUGCCAGUCCGCGGCACAGACAUGUGCCACCAUCUUUUCGUGUGAUGGUUUCUGGCCUGUAGGAGGAUAUUCAGAGCUUCCUGGACUGCUUUUGGUACUUAAUGGCUGGACUGAACGUCUUGUAUUGAACUCUUGCCUUCUACAUACUCCUUACUCUUAUCACAGAGGAACUAGUGUUAUAAGGCCAUUGUCAAGGGAGGACCAGCUCCACUGCUGUGGGAAAGCAUGCAAACUGGAGAUGGUUACCCAAAGGUUGAGCUGUAGCCUUACUUGUGGACGUUUUAUUUCUUUACAAAGAAAGUCACCAAACCAUGUUUCUUCCCAAAUUUCUCCUGGAGGCAAGGUGGCUGGAGAGAUAAACUUGACAAAGAACAAAGAAGAAGAAUCCCACUCAAGUGUCACUAAGCUUUGUAUAGCUUCUGAAUAUGUGGAAUCAUGUGCAAAAAAAGAAAAGAAAAAGGAAGAAAUCCCAUCAGCAGAGAGCUCUAAACAGAAAUUGAUACACUUUGUCUUGCAGGGGUUGCAUUCAGAUGGUUGGGCUGACCUUCAUUUUUGGGACUGCAUUCAUAGGGGAGGAGAAUCCUUUCUUGGGUGUCAUUCAGAUGAUUUCAUCCCAAUUCCUUUUCUCUUAAGACAUGCUUGAGAUAGAGGAUGUUUUAAGGAGGAAGCAGGUCUAGAGGCAAAAUUUCAGAGUGAAUGGCCAGAUGGAGCGUGAAGGAACUUGUUUUUGCAGGCGCGCCUUCCUCUUGCUAAGAUACAGGUUUUAGCAGGGGCCCAGGAUGAUACACAGAAAAUGGGGGCUGACAGUGCUCAAGGCUAAAGAUGGGUACUGAAGUCUUAAUGUUAUGAUUAAUUAUGGCCCCUCCCCCAAGUUUGUUUGAUUUAAACCACAACAUUAUUACACUACAGUUAAUUUAACACAGGAUGGGUGGGGAUGGGGGGCAUAGACACCACACUUCACUGCUGCAGAGGCAUCAACAGUAUAUACACAACCUUUGCUUCAUAUCUUUGCGUGAAUGACAGUGGUAAUUGAAAAUAAGCUGGUCUGAUUCAUGUUUGUCUGUAUGGAGGGAAAAAUCUUUUUAUUUUUUGAACUGAAAAAUGAAAGUUGGAAAGUGGUCUAAUCUUUUUUUGAAGAAGAAAAAAACCCACAAGACUAUUUUUACCUACUUCUUUUCCCACUUUGAUUUGCUGCCCAAGAAAUUAGAAUUUAAUCUUCCUAGGCAAAUGAAUUGGUAUUGGAGAGUAAUGAGCUCAUACAAAAUGUUCAAGUGGUUCUAUAACUUAUCAAUAAGGUCUGAGCCAAGCAUGUGCUACUUGUGUGCUAGUAAUUCUGCGCAUGCCUACGGGAACUAAAAAUGUUGUGCAUGCAUGAUCCAAAGAGGGGCACCCAUACUUUGUACAACUACCUGGCACAGAGAAUUUCAGUAUCCAUACUUCACUCUGGGCAUCUCUGGGCCAUGUCGAGAGAUACCACAUCAUAUGAAAUUCCUCUGUGCUGCGUAGUGUUAGGCCAGUUUGCUCACAGCCCCAAACUGUGCAUUCAAGCACAGUAGGACAGCUGAAUUCCCCCCAUCCCCCUUUCCCUUACUACAUUACAGGAUUUCAGUGCAAACCUCUGCGACUAUGCUUCUGAACGGCUGGUAUUCACACAUGACAUACUACUCAAUGAAAAGUACUGAUCUAUGAGAAGGCUCCCCAACACACAAUCUGCCUGUGAAUUGUGUGAGCUGGGCUUGCACAGGCAGGAAUGUACACACGUAGCUCUGGCCCAUUCCCACGGCAUACUACAAUUAAGGUGCAGAAACCAUAGAAAAGGCAUAGAAGCAAAUGUCAGAACCUGGCAGUGGCAUGGAGACAGGGAAAAUAUUUUCCCUCCAAGAGUUGUACAUUCAUCCAAUUCUGUUCAGUUAUUGGGUUGGGGGGGUUGCUAUCGUUAGACAAAAAAGCCCUAUGAGCCCAGAAAUCACAGUGGAAAAAGAGAAACAGAAUCACUUCUCUCAUACAGCCUUCUCCCUCCUUAAAUACCAUGGACUGCUAUCUACAGCCUUGGCCACUCUUAAAUCGUGGCCAAUUUGGAAUGCAGGAUUGUUAAACUUUGGCAAUACUGGCUGCCUUUUUAAAAUCUUGUAUUAAAUAAAGCUUGUGAAAUAAGGUGUGGUGGCGAUGGGGUGACAUUUACCACUGCGCCGUCCUCUGUCACCCAACAGGAAAGAAUUGUCUGUUCCACCAGUGUCCCCAGUGCAGCAUUUGGUAUCUGCAUGAAAAGUGAAGAAGGACUAGCUGAGUCACUGCUGAUGUCCCUGAUCCCACUUUCUUUGAUUAUAUUGCUAAUAAAUCUUAGUCCACUGGGGGCAUCACAGAAUGUGUCCCUGAACACAUAUCACUGAGGGGUCAUGGAGGCACCUGGAAGUGUCAGGAUGACACUAAGUCUACCAUGCAGGAAGUAGAACACAUUACUCUGAGCACUAACCACCGAAGGUGUUGUCUGGUGUGUGUGGGUGAGGAUGUGUGUGGGUGUGCGUGUACGUGUGCGUUGACAGUAUUCUCUUAAUUUAUUAAUAAACUUCAUCAGGACUUUAUUUAAUACAAAUAAAUAUUACUUUUCAAAAAAGGACAAUAAUACUGUAUAUAAUGUAUACACAAAAACAUUUCUGUAGAAAAUAUUAUUCCGACAUAGCAGGAAACAAAAACAAAAAAAGUUCAAAAGUAUUGGACUGUUGGCGGUGAGUGUGUGUCUGUAACUCUUUGUGAAUACUGACUGUGUGCUGUUUCUUAGGUUUAAAUCAUGCAGUACAUUCUUUGUCUCAAAUGCAACUGUAGUUUCUCCCACAACAUUUUUUUAAAAAAUUCCUGCAGAAAAUAAGACCCACAAAGUGACUAUAGCUAUUUAAUGUUUCUGUUUUUUUUAUACUGCAGCAAAAAUGUACUGUAAAAAAUUAUGAGGAGGCUGUGCCCCAGUGGCAUUUUCCAACCAAGUUAGUGCACAAAAGCUUUAACCUAGACUGGAAUUGUCAGAAUUAUUUUUUAAAAAAGCAAGAGAAGGAGAAAAAGAAAGUACCUGGAGAAUUUCUUGUAUACCCCUUAUACUGCAUGAAAAUCGAUUUUUAAUAAAUUGUUGCAAAAAAUCUGUUUUAUUAAUAAAAUAGAGAAAACCUAAUUAACUACUACUUGGUGGGUCUCUCUCUCUCUCUCAUAGCUAGCCUUACAAAACUGUAUCCACUAAUUUCUUCCAUCUGAGGAGCAGGAGGAACUUCAAGCACUAUUUGAUAAGGAACUUUCU
Sceloporus undulatus (fence lizard) is the source of this 6726-nucleotide messenger RNA. RefSeq names its product gamma-aminobutyric acid type B receptor subunit 2 (gene GABBR2). Gene Ontology annotation, biological process: gamma-aminobutyric acid signaling pathway; G protein-coupled receptor signaling pathway. Gene Ontology annotation, cellular component: G protein-coupled receptor heterodimeric complex; membrane. Gene Ontology annotation, molecular function: G protein-coupled GABA receptor activity. The record is from RefSeq and is a predicted model, not a curated record. Lineage: Eukaryota; Metazoa; Chordata; Lepidosauria; Squamata; Phrynosomatidae.